Molecule: messenger RNA, 1437 nt
Organism: Aspergillus candidus
Lineage: Eukaryota; Fungi; Ascomycota; Eurotiomycetes; Eurotiales; Aspergillaceae
Exons: 2
Coding region: 1-1437 (478 amino acids)
Biological process (GO): lipid metabolic process
Molecular function (GO): phosphoric diester hydrolase activity
Source: RefSeq, a predicted model, not a curated record
AUGGCGCCCCACUCCCCGCAAUCCAGCCCAGCUCCCAUUCCAUGCACACUCUGGGCACACGAUGAUCUCCAUUCCUUGUUGCGCAAGAGUCAGGAUAAACCUCCCCCUGACGGAUGCGAGUCUGGCCUCGCCGUAGACGACUCCAUCCCCAUCGGAGAAAUUGCCCCAUCCCGAUGGCGCUCCCUGUGGCGUCGAGUCGCGACCGCCUCCCGCUUCUCGUCCUCCGCCAAUACAGAGUCCGAUGAUGCGCUGCCGCUGCUUACCUCGCCUAGUCAGCCACCCAUCUCGGCCCACAAGCUCAGGAAGGACUUGGCAACCUCCAGGCACUUCUCUCGUUGUUGGUUGUACCCUCUACUGGGUUUCUUUGUCAUGCUCGGGGUUGUCCAGUUUGCUGCCAUAGCCUGCGGAAUAGCCAUCUCCUUCUUCCCCGAUGAUGUCGACCGCGCAGCGGACCGCUGGCGUCUCUCACACAAAGGCUCGAGCGAGGACGCGUCGCAUUGGCCGACGGCCAUCUCGAAAGAUAUCCGCCUGGUCGGGUGUCACUCGCACAAUGACUACUGGCGUCCGGUCCCCCUCUUCUCUGCGCUCCAAGCGGGCUGUGUUGGCGUUGAGGCCGACGUCUGGCUCUUCGGCGAUGAUCUCUAUGUCGGCCAUUCUACCUCUGCUCUCACCCCACAGCGCACCCUGAGGAACCUGUACCUCGAACCGCUGCUCAGGAUCCUGGACCGGCAAAACCCUACCACAGCAUUCCAUCCCAGUUUAAGUAAGCCCUUGCAAGGCGUCUUCGACACGGACCUAUCACAGAGUCUGAUCCUACUUGUCGAUAUCAAGACCGAUGGCCUACAAACCUGGCAUCAGGUAUCCGCGCAGCUCUCCCCACUGCGCGAGCGAGGCUACCUCACCCACUACAACGGCACAGACCUAGUCAACAGACCAGUCACCGUCGUCGGAACAGGUAACACGCCUUUCAACAUGGUAAUAGCAAACACCACCUACCGCGACAUAUUCUUCGACGCCCCGCUAGAAGUCUUUACCGCAGGCAGCGACAACGAGCACCAAGAAGCUGCCAUUACAAACCCACCCGCCAAGAACGCCGGCCAAGGGCUCUCCGGCCUGUCCGGCGCAGCCAUCACCCCCAACAGCUUCAACUGGACCAACAGCUACUACGCGUCGGUGUCUUUCAAGAAGUCGAUCGGGCAGCCGUGGCUGUUCCGUCUCAGAGAGCGACAGCUCAGUAAGAUGCGGGCCCAAAUCCAGGCUGCGCACGACCGGGGUCUCAAGGUGCGGUAUUGGGCGCUGGCGAGCUGGCCGCGCAGUCUGCGCAAUUAUCUCUGGAGGGUGCUGACUCGUGAGGGAGUCGAUGUUUUAAAUGUGGAUGAUCUUCGGAGUGCUGCGAAGGGCGAUUGGAGACUUGAGGUGUCGGACUGGUGGGGCUGA